Molecule: messenger RNA, 1770 nt
Organism: Sporothrix brasiliensis 5110
Lineage: Eukaryota; Fungi; Ascomycota; Sordariomycetes; Ophiostomatales; Ophiostomataceae
Exons: 2
Coding region: 1-1770 (589 amino acids)
Biological process (GO): lipid storage; lipid droplet organization
Cellular component (GO): endoplasmic reticulum membrane
Source: RefSeq, a predicted model, not a curated record
AUGGUGAGCUUUUUCGACCUCCCGGGCAGGAGCGAUGCCUACCGGACGGUGACGUCCAAAACCGCCCAGCGUACGUACUUCUACGCGGUGCUCCUGACAGUCACAUCCUCUAUCCUCUACGGUAUCGCUAUCCUCGGCUACCUGGGGUUCUACCGCGAAUAUGUGCCGCAUCAGGUGCGCACGGCGCCCGUCCACCUGCAAUACGCCUCGGCCCACUCCCUGCCCUCAGCCGCCAGUACGAAAGCCGGCAGUCGUCUCUUUGCUGCCGAAUCGGCGCUGCAGCAGCAUCUGCAAGGCGCCCACCCGCACCAUCCGUUUGCGCUCGCCGACCUUCGUGGUCUUGGCCUCAAGACCGACCAGGAGUACGACCUGUCUGUGGUGCUCUCGGUGCCACGCUCGCCCAACAAUCUCCAAGUCGGCAACUUCAUGGUCGAGCUCGCCCUGGCGGCCAGCAGUGUCAGCAGCGCAUCGCCGGCCAUCACUACCGCGACACGCCUUCCGCCCGCGAACCCACGUGACUUUCUCGAGUCGGGCGGCAAACGUCUGCUCUUUGCUGCAUCGCGCCCCGGCCUAAUGGCCUACACGGAUCCACUGGUGGCCCAGGCGACGCGCCUCACGCUGCUUCCGGUGCAUUUCUUCUCGCCGGAAGCCGCCUCCCGCACUCGCCUUAUCGUCCCCAUGGCAGAGUCACUGGCGUUUUCUGGAUCGGGUGGCCCGAGCGCCGUGCUGCCGGCGGUGCUGUACCUCGAGCUCCGCACGGGCGGAGAGCACGAGCUGCAGACGUACGGUGCUGAGGUUGUGUUUUCGGCCAAGCUGCGUGGCCUGCGCUGGCUCAUGUACCACCACCGGGUCUUCUCGUUCCUGCUGCUGACGACGACAUGGUGGCUGAUCGAAGUGGUGUUUAUGCUGGCCGUAUUUGUUGCGUUCGGUAUCUUCUUUGGCGCCAGCCGCGGCGAUGACGGAUACGAUAGAGGCCAUUCGAACGCAAGAUCCAUUGCUGAGACGCCAGGCCAUAAACCGAGCAAGCAAAUCGAGCCCAAGAAGGAAGAAGGGUGCGGUAAGGAAGCGAAACAAGCGCCCGAGAAAAAGGCUGGUGACUCUGGUGUCAAGAGUGAACCGCCGAGCAUCAAGAAGGAGCCUGAAGAUGUUAGCUUUGGAAAGGAGACGUCUAAGUUGGCAGCCAUCCCUCCAGAGGCUGUCACUACGACGAAGCCGGCCGAAAAGGAUUCUACUGUGGCCAAAGAUACCAAGCACGCUGAUGACGGCACGGGCACCAAGGACGACAGCAAAGGCAAGAGCAAAGACAACAAGGCUGCCUCACCCACAGCUCCUUCACACAAGACUCCUUCCUCCGGAAAGACUAUCAAUAACCGGAAGAGCAUCACCAACGAGCCUGGCGAAGAUGGCGACGACGAUUUCAACGACGACUACGACGAUGACGACGACUACGAUGAUGACGAAGGCGAUGCCGAACCCAUUAUUCCGCCGUCGCCCUCGCGGAAACAGAACAAGCCGCAGCCGCAAUCGCAGACACAGUCGCGUACGAGUAGCCCGGCUUCACCGAAAAAGUCGAAUAAAAACAAGGACUCGGCCGGGGCUACGGGACGGUCUUCCACGCCCCCGGCAGAUGGCACUCCCGUGCGGCAGAAGCCGCCCAAGAAAGAAGCGUCCAACUUGUCGACAACCAGCACAGCCUCGGGCGAUCAUGGCAGCCCAGCAAGGAAAAGAAUGUCGCAGUCAGUCAACGACAUUCAGCAAAAGGCGACCUAG